AUGAUACAAAACUUACAGGUUGAGGUAGCAACAAUUUCUCCUAAAGAUGAUAUCGAAAUUAUUAAAACCACCACUAAUACAAUAACUGCAACUAUUUCAUCAAAUAUCGAUGAAGAUAUAAAUAUAUUAUCAAAAAAAAUGGCAAAACGGGUUGUAACUUUUCAGCCUAGGUCUUCACAACUUGAUCGUGAAACUUUAGAAAUACAACAAGAUUCAUUUAGAGGAUUUUUCACUCUUUUCUGGAUUGGAAUGGCAUUUUAUAUUUUACAAACUGGUGCAAAGAAUUUUGUAUCAGCAGGAGUUUUAUUUAAUUUAUCAUUUUUUAGAUUAUUUUCUCAAGAUGCUUCCGGAUUAAUUUUAAGUGAUGCAUGUAUGAUAGGAUCAAUGUUUUUUGCGGUAUUUCUACAGAAAUUAAUUUCAAAAGAAUUAAUAAGAUGGAAAUAUGUCGGAAUGAUAAUUCAACAUAUUUAUCAAAUUUUGUUUCUAUUUGUUCCGAUUUAUUGGACAUUUUUGAAAAAUUGGCCAUGGGUACAAAGUGGAUUUUUUGUUUUACACACUAUCUCUAUGUUAAUGAAACUUCAUUCAUACUCCUUCUAUAAUGGAGAACUUUCAGAAUGGGCAUUACGUCUUAAAUCUCUGAAACGAGAUUAUUUUACAUUAAUUGGAGAAUCUAAAAAAUCCGAUGAAAUUGAAGGAUAUCUUAAUAGUCCAGCUGGAAAUAUUAGAUAUUCUGAUAACAUUACUAUUAUGAAUUUUAUCGAUUUUUUGCUUGUUCCAACUUUAGUGUAUGAAUUGGAGUAUCCUAGGACUGAUAAUACGACGUGGGAAGAAUUUGCCAGAAAAUGGAAUAAACCUGUUCAUCAUUUUCUCUUAAGACAUGUUUACCAUUUCUCUAUUGAAUCCUAUAAAUUAUCCAAACGUGAUGCAACAUUUAUGACAUUCUUUCUUUCUUCAUUAAUUCAUGAAUUAGUUAUGGUAGUUGUAUCAAAAAAGUUUCGUAUGUAUUUAUUCUGUUUUCAAAUGCUUCAAUUACCCCUAAUCGCUUUGAGUAAAUUACCAUUAAUGAAAGAUAAGAAAUGGUUUGGAAAUGGUUUCUUUUGGUUUGGAUUAUUCUUGGGCCCACCAAUUUUAGGCAUUUUAUAUUGUCGGGAAGUAUUUAUGCAGUGA
Molecule: messenger RNA, 1167 nt
Organism: Diversispora eburnea
Lineage: Eukaryota; Fungi; Glomeromycota; Glomeromycetes; Diversisporales; Diversisporaceae
Source: the annotation of a GenBank genome assembly